Eimeria mitis is the source of this 2073-nucleotide messenger RNA. Its product is annotated as WD domain, G-beta repeat-containing protein, putative. Bases 1 to 2073 code for a protein of 690 amino acids. The record is from RefSeq and is a predicted model, not a curated record. Lineage: Eukaryota; Apicomplexa; Conoidasida; Eucoccidiorida; Eimeriidae. The transcript is spliced from 7 exons.
AUGCUUCUGCUCUUAUUGGACGGCAUUUUAGAAACACCAACGGACCCAGGCUCAGACGGAGCAGAAAAAGAUGAGACCGUCACAGAAAUAGAAGGCGGAAGUACAAAAGACGAACUUUUAGGGCCCCAGCAGGUCGUUACAUCAGCAUCACCCCAGGUGCAGAUGCAGCAUCUCAUCCCCCUCUGCUCUUCGAUCUCAACAGAGGAGUCAAGCCACACGAAAAAAACUGAUGCUUCCGCGAAUUUGAGCAUUUGCAGGACGGAAGGUGUUCCGUGCCACUCAGCAGCGACAACGAAGCAUCAGGAAGAAUACCAAGGCGUAGACUCUGCAUCUCCGCAUGCACUGUCUCCGAUAGAUGUCUCUGCAACUAGGCAGUCUAGAGGAGCAAAGGGUGGCCAGUUGUCUGUCAGAGCACAAGUCGACGGAGCACCAGACUGCGACCUGUCAUCGCUGGGCGAAAAAGUUGGUAGCAAAGCGCGUACAGAUGGGGAGCUUCAGACGAAUGGAAAAAUUGUAGCCGACCUUCCCGGUUCUCAAUUGUAUCGCGAGCAGUGGUCGAGCCCUCUAACUUGCUCUCCCGAAGACCUGGCUAACAGAAGGAGAAUGGUGAAGCAGCUGAUCCUCGAGGCCGCAGACCGACGGAUAUUUCUUGAAGAUUUGAAAAUGUGGCGACAGCAAUACAACCAACGAGCCAAGCUCCGCGAAGUUUUGAAUCCUUACAUUUUGAAGAUACAGACACUUCAGCAGGGAUAUUUGAAGCGUUGUCCUUGCUUGUACCACCAGCAACAGGAUCAGCAGGAAGAAGAAGAAAGACAAGCGAACUUGAAGUUGUUAGACUCUCUAGAGAGCUCUAUCUGGGGAGCAGGAGAUCAAAGUCCUACACAAACCCGUAGUUUCUCAUUUCAGGGGGCCUUUUCUAGCGAAGAGCUGCAGGAAUUCGGUAGUGAGGAGUUCGGAACUUUGAAUCACGGGGACAGUGCGUCUUCGGGGGGCUUGUCGCUUGCGUCUGCUUUCCGACAGACUGCAAACACCCCGGUUGGAAGGACUUUCUCGAAGGAGAGAUAUCCUUCGAAUCGACAGCAGUCUCUGGUCAGUUCUAGUGAGUGCUGCAGCCUGGAGCGGGAGAUAUCGAGGUCCUCCACGGGCUCAGAAAACCGUCGUUCUUCUAGUUCGCCUGUGGUUAAGCCCCCGUCGCACUGCAGUUCCCUGGGCUCGGCUCCUCUUUUAGGCAGCUGCGAAGGCCAGACUCCAUCAAGUUCUCCGACACGCCUGCGCAGUCCUGCAGUCUCGCGAGCAGAGCGCCACCAACGGGGUGGUAGUCGUGAGGAAAGUGUAUCACGAGGAGAUUUGGAGGUUUCUGUGGAGGAGAGGAAGAAACGCAUGCAGCAGCAAGCAAUGGAAAAAGCUCAAAGGGUUAAAGAAGAUGCACGGGUGGCGUUUUUGGUCGUCUUCAUGAAACAGCUGCAACCGGGAACCCCAGCACUUGGAAUUGAAAUGGCUGACAGAAUAAACUUGUCUCACCUCAACUCUAAGACGUUGCCCAAGGGAAAGGGAUGGAAGACACAAGGCUUGUUGCGAAUGAUAGACGGCAUAGUCACGCUGGUUUGUAAGCUGCCCCGGGGAGCCGGAGUCGCAUCGGUACUGCAGCCGCUUCUGGCUCUGGCAAGUCAAACACGAGCAGAGGACAUUGAUCUGGCUAUACAUGCAGAGCUUGAGGGUAUUCGUCGCGCGCUGUUGCGCCUCCCCGUAGGUGGCUCAACUGAUGAUGAAAUGGGACAGACAGGGGACGGACAAGCUGUAGGUCUGCAGAGAGACGGGAAACGUAAAUCAAAAGACUCCUCCAUAGGAUAUGCAAUUGCUGGAACCGAGGAAGAGGAUACGAAAACCAUCAGCACGGAUGCGGCAGGCCCUGUGAGAAAGGCGACCCAAGAAGCGUCCCUCCAGGAUACCAGGAAAAGUCGACCCAAGCCAGAAAAGGACAAAGAGGGCAGGGCUAGUUCAAGAGAAUCAAUGGCACAGCAAAAAGUGCCCCCCAUCCAGUCGAACAGUCGGGAUGCUUCGGAGAGGCAUUAA